AUCGUAACCGCGUUAUGCUUAUUAGAGCUGAGAGUAAACAUUUGGGGGUAUACAUUAUUGUUAUGACACUUUAAUGAUAUAGAACGGGUGUCUGUGCUUUAAGGUAGUUAUAUGCUGUAGAGGCGUCCCGAUUUUUGGGGUACGGUUUCGUAAGAGUUUAACGAAUUUGUGUGUGCAAUACACUUAAGAAUUGGUUUAAAUAAGCGGACGAUGUGCAAAUAUUGUUCUAUUUUCAAUUUAUAAAUCAGGGACAUCGUGGUUGUAGUUUAAAUCUCAAGUAUUGUGGUUUUGGACUAUUAACAUAAAAGAAUGACGCCAUCACCAACGUUAUCGUAAAAAUGGCAGACGACAUUGACUCAGAUCUCCAUCCCAUGUUUCAAGUAAUGCUCGAACGGACGGACGAUUGGCGUCCAGGAGAGAACGUCUCCAGUCUGGAUUACAACUUUCUCUCACGGCAUCCGUCAAUGUCCAUCUUUUUCCUUGUACUGACGUCCAUUGCAGCGUUUAUGGGGAAUGUUGGUAACUUUAUGGUUAUUGGCGCUAUUCUGAGUUACCGCCCGUUGCUAAGGAACAAAGGAAACAUGUUUGUGAUCAAUCUAGCCCUAGCGGAUAUUUGCAUUUCCAGCAUUGUUAGCCCAAUGAACAUGGUUGGUGUCACCAAAGGGCCAAGAUUUUUCCUGGACAAGGUAGUACUGUGUCACAUGUUGGGAAGUAUUUGUACGGUCAGCUGUCUAGUAUCGAUGGCUUCCAUAGCUGCUGUUGCAGUAAACAGAUUGAUACAAAUUUGCAAGCCGUUUAUAUAUCACCGUAUCUACACACACAAAAAGACAAUACUUUAUUGCGUUGGUCUCUGGAUCUGGGCCAUGCUUCUUGAUCUGCCAAAUUGGGUCGGCUGGGGAGGUCACACAUUUGCCUUGAAGGAGAUGGGAUGCACGUUUGACCGGCUAGCAAAUUAUGGAUAUACAAUUUUCAUGACUACGAUGUCGAUCUUCCUGCCAAUGACCGUUGUGCUUAGUUGUUAUAUUGCAAUUCUAAUAUAUGUGAGAAAUAGCCGAAGAGAGGUGCGAAAAUUAGGUGGAAGUGAAAAUACCCCGAUGCGCCUAUCACGAUCCAGUAAACGUGGUGGACCUGCGAAGAAAACGUCAUAUAAAAAGGACGAUCUUCAGUUCGCAAUUAUCCUAUUUAUAUCUUUUCUUGCAUUUGUGCUCUGCUGGAGUCCAUAUAUGAUAGCUUUAAUAUUUGAUUUUGAAGACGAAUGGACGAAGGAAAUCUACGUUGCCGGGACACUACUUGGACAUUCAAACAGUUGUCUUAACCCUAUUAUAUAUGCAAUGGGGUACGCACGAUUUCGCAAGGGUUAUUAUGUUUUCAUUCAUAAACUGUUUUGUAUGAAGAUAAAGCGAAACUCAAACUUCUAUGAUUCGAAAAGUACACUGCGUUAUACGAGCAGAUUUUCAAGAAGUCCUCUUAAAACACCUACUAUUGACAAGACAUUACAAAUUACAGAACAUAUCAUCUUAUCAACAUUGUCGACGCCCAUACGAGAAAAACAUUUCAACAGCAGUGAAACUGUUUCAAGAAGUAGCAAUAGCAUUUCAUCCUGAUUCUUUUUCAAACGUGCCGUAGAUGCAUGAAUGUCUUCGGACUUAUUUAUCUGGUCAUUUCGAGGAAGUAUUUCAAUAAACUCAAAAUCAAA
Molecule: messenger RNA, 1696 nt
Organism: Mya arenaria
Lineage: Eukaryota; Metazoa; Mollusca; Bivalvia; Myida; Myidae
Product: melatonin receptor type 1B-A-like
Exons: 5
Coding region: 339-1604 (421 amino acids)
Biological process (GO): G protein-coupled receptor signaling pathway
Cellular component (GO): membrane
Molecular function (GO): G protein-coupled receptor activity
Source: RefSeq, a predicted model, not a curated record